AUGAAUUCUAAUCUUUAAACAAACAACAGUUAAGGGCCAAAUCAUUACAUAAGCGAUAGGAUUGAAAAGACUAUUUAGAAAUUCUCAAAGCAAUAAAUCAUAAAAACCAACAGUCCGUUUAUGAACUAGAAUGGAAAAUCUCGUAACUUUAACCAGUCUAACUCAGCCUCAAAAAUAUACAGUUCUACCUUAAAAGGACUGAAUACUAAAAACUUUCAAUCAUCACCAUAUGUUAAUAAUGGGAUAUACCAGACUUAGCUAUAAAAUGAAGAUUCAUCUCUUUAAGUUUAAUAGUUCGAUGAUAAUUUAAAGCAUAUUAGAAAAUAUGAGAUGAGUGCUGAUAAGAAAUUGCAAGAAUUAUCUUUUGAAAGUUUGAAUCCAAUAAAUAACUCUUUUACAGAUGGCUAAGAGGGGUAGAUAAAUAAUAAUAGAAUAUUAGCAGUGAGAAGUAAUCAAAAGAUCAAUAAUCCUCAAUAAGUAAUAAUGAAAUAACAGUUUUAGAGAAUGAAUGGUAUUGGCAUCAAUCCUACAGGAAGCAUAAGCUUAUUUCAGCAGGCAGAUCAUAAUAUUUCUUAGAACUACUUACCAAUUAAAUCAAAUUUAAACUAAAAUUUUGACGAUUCAAGUAGCAAUGGAAGUGCUAUUAGGUCUUAAAAUAAUAUCACAAAUCCUCAUAUAUAAUGGUGGUAAGCAUAGAUGUAAUCUUAGCAACCACCUUCAUCACAAUUUCAGGCUAAUUAUGAACCAUCUAAUAACCUAAAAUUCCAAAUUCCUCAAAUUUAGCAAGUAUAUCCUUAGAGUGCGCAUAUUUCACCAUUUUAGUAAAGUAAAAGUAGAGAGGGAGGGUAUCGAAAUAUUCCAAUGAGAGAUUUGAGUAGCAUUAGCGAUUAAUCUCCUUAAAAACCAGUUGAUGUCAUUGAUCCUGAAAAUCCAUUUAAAGGGCCGAAAUUGCAUUUGUUUAAAAAAGGUAACUCAAGACGGAUUAAAACAAGUUCUGCGACAAGAAACCUUUAGCCCAUAUAUCACUAUGAAAAUCAAAAAUUAGCAGCAAACUUUUUAAGUAUUAAUCCAGGACUUAAUACUGGAUAAAUGCAAUUAGAUGCUAAUAGUUAUUAUCAAAUAAUAAAUAAGCAAUAAAUAAACGAAAAUGAUCAAGAUUAGCAUAACAGCAAAUAUUAAACAAUUGAUUAGGAUAAAAGAUAAUUUCAGCAAUAUUAGCAGCAUCCUCUAAGUAAACUUGGAAAUCCAAUAAUACAUGGCUCUUAAGAAGCUUAUAGCAAUGAUUAACAAGUCUACAAUCAAAUGAAAGAGAGACCUUACAUGAAUAACAUAAGUGCAUUUAAUAGGCCAAAUACAACUAGCCUCGAUAAAUUGAUGUCAGAAGCAUCACCUAAAAGGCCUCUAUUCAACAUAGGACCUAAUGGAAAUCCCUUAGAACCAAGUAAUGGGCUAUAAGGCUUAAGCAAAGCUUAGCUGCUAGAAGAAAUCAAUGGGUUUAAGCAUAGCUUUUAUAAUGAUAAGACUACUCCAAAGGUUCAGUCAAAUAAAUCAUCCAAUAUUGAUUCAGCUCGUUAAAUCGAGAAGAUGAAAGAAUAGAUUCAUAACAACUCUGAAACAAUCAAGCAUAUAUUCGUUAUAAACAACAAUAAUAUAAAUACAAACGUCUAAUCUACUUAGGAAUCUAAGGCUAUGACACCUUGCUUCCUGCAUACACCUAAUAUGACCAACAAAUGGGAAAAUUUUAAUCCAAAUGAUCAAUAGAUUUCUAUCAACGAAGAAAAUAGAAGCAGUGAGAAAAUAAAAUAGCAAAAGGUUUUAUAGAAAUAAGAUAAAACAAUUAAGGUUGUUUUAUCCAACAAAAAACCCUAAACUAGUCAUCAAAGCAAAAACCAGUCUAUCAUAGGUCAAGUUGAACUUAAGAAAAAGAAUAAUAAUGAAAUAGUAGAAAGCAUUACAAACAGUGCUAAAAAACAGGAUGUGGAUGGAAUUAAUCUAGGACCUGAGGAUAUAUAUCUUUUGAAUCCUUCAAGUGUAAAUUUGACUUAGAAAGUAUCCAGGAAUAAUUAAGUCAGCAAGCCUUAAACUUCAAACUCAUUUAGAAGGCCAGUAUCUAGAAAUAUUGCUGUAGUAAACUCCAAUUCACAAAAUCCUCAACCUUAGAAAAAACAAGUUAUAACUACAGAAAAGAUAGUAUUAAGGAGGCCAAGCAACUAAUAGCCAUAAUAUUAAAAGGUGCAAUUCCAGUCUUAUACAAAAACUUCAGAUUCAAAUUACCAAAAUAAGAAUGGACUUAUUAAGGAGUAGUAAGCAGAAGAAGAAAGUGAUUAAUGA
This is a messenger RNA of Stylonychia lemnae, 2331 nucleotides long. NCBI's taxonomy places the organism in Eukaryota, Ciliophora, Spirotrichea, Sporadotrichida, Oxytrichidae. The record is from the annotation of a GenBank genome assembly.